CACGCACAACUCACGUCUAUGGUAGUUGAGCCGAGUGAGAAACAGGCCUAUUCGUGCGCUUGCUUCUUCUACAAAACAUUAGGUGUGUGUGCUUUAGGCCACAGCAAUCCCAUGGUCAUGGAGAUAGAAACAGCACCUAUGAGCCCGCAGCAGCGAGCAUACAACGUCGACGGCGUUUCGGACCAGCGGUCCGGCGCCGACGGCGGUUCAGAACAGCGGUCCGGCGCCGGCGCUGGCGCCGCUAAACCACUGUACCGCAACCCCGUCGUCGUCGUCAACUUCCUCCUCAUGGCUCUUGGCACGGUGUCUGGCCCGCUCCUCCUUCGCGCCUACUACCUUCACGGCGGCACAAGCAAAUGGCUGACCAGCCUGCUCCAGACCGCCGGGUGGCCGCUCCUGCUCCCGCCGCUCUGCGUCUCCUUCAUCUCCCGCCGGCGGCGCCGCCAGAGCGAAGAGAGCGCCACCGAGGCCGCUUCGCUCUCGCUCAUGUCAGCCGGCCUCCUGGCCGCCACCAUCGCCAUCGGCCUCGUGAUCGGGCUCAUCAACUACCUCUACGCAUACGGGCUGGCCAACCUCCCGGUGUCCACCUCCUCCAUCCUCAUCUCGACGCAGCUGGCCUUCACGGCCGUGUUCGCGCUGCUGGUCGUCCGCCAUCGGUUCACGGCCUUCUCGGUGAACGCGGUGGUGCUGCUCGUCGUGGGCGCCGCCAUGCUGGGGCUGAACGGCGGAGGCGACCGCCCCGCGGGGGUGUCCCGGGCGCAGUACUACGCCGGGUUCGCCAUGACGCUGGGGUCCGCGGCGCUGUACGGCCUCGUGCUGCCGCUCAUGGAGCUCAGCCAGGCGCGGCACGCGGCGCGCGCGGGCGCGGCCGUCACGUACACGCUCGUCUUGGAGAUCCAGAUGGUAAUCGGGAUCACGGCCACGGCCUUCAGCGUCGUCGGCAUGCUGGUCAACAAGGAUUUCCACGAAAUUCCAGAUGAAGCGCGGAGGUUCGACCUGGGCGAGGCAGGCUACUACUUUAUCCUCGUUAGUUCAGCCACGGCUUUCCAGUGCUUCUUCAUCGGCAUGAUUGGUGCCAUCUUCUAUGGCUCGGCGCUACUCGCCGGUGUCAUCAUGACACUGCUCAUCUCGGUCACCGAGGUGUUUGCCGUCCUUUUAUUCCAUGAGCCAUUCAAUGGCACCAAAGGUGUCGCCCUUGCGAUUUCUAUCUGGGGUUUCAUCUCCUACUUUUAUGGUGAGAUUCGAACGAAUAAGAAGCAGUCCAACACGUCAACCGAUAAGGAGCAGUUGGAACCGUAGAUUAAUAUUUUAUUGUGGUAUUGUUUGUAUACUUUCCAGUAAGGACUCUGUGCUCAUGGGAUCAUUUUUACCCUUCAGUUUUGAAAAGUCAAAACAUGUAUUGUAAAAUUUCAAUUUUUCCUUGAAGUAUGUUCAUAAUGAAGUAAA
Molecule: messenger RNA, 1446 nt
Organism: Hordeum vulgare subsp. vulgare (domesticated barley)
Lineage: Eukaryota; Viridiplantae; Streptophyta; Magnoliopsida; Poales; Poaceae
Product: purine permease 1-like
Exons: 2
Coding region: 19-1299 (426 amino acids)
Cellular component (GO): membrane
Molecular function (GO): purine nucleoside transmembrane transporter activity
Source: RefSeq, a predicted model, not a curated record